AUGUAUCCCAGCCUCCGACUAACUCGCUGUCUUCUCCGACUCCAAAGUGGGCUUGACGCCAAUAUCGGUGCCACAACCAACAUGCAGCGCAGAUCACCUGAUCACGACGAGAGCUCUGCCGAGCUAUUUCCCACUGGCCUCGCCCGGACCCCCACGUUCCUCGGGCUACCAGCCGAGCUUCGAAACAGGAUCUACUCCUACCUCUUCGAAUCCUCCGAUUCAGUCUGUAUUGCAUUCCACCGUGAUACUGGAAGCCGUUCAUCUAAGCUCGCAUUAUCCUUUCGCUCAGAAACACCUUUUCCCCUUUCGCUCUUCUUAGCUUGUCGGCAAAUCAAUGCGGAAGCAUCAUCAGUCUUUUACUCGAAUAACACGUUUCUGCUGCGUGUUCGGGGCAAUUCACGUAUCUGGGUUUGUUUCAUCGAUGCUUUAUUGGUCUUUCUGGACCGGGUAGGGACACGAGCAUGUCUCAUCCGGAACUUUGCGGUCGAUAACAUCAACUUCUGUACGCGCAUCUGCCAUCGCGAAUAUCUGGAUUGGAAUAAAGAGCUGUUCGACCAGGAUAGUUGUAUUGUGGAAGUAACAAGUUUACUCCGCAUGGUCUGGUCCCGCGGUCUACGGGUUCAACGAUUGAAAGAUUAUGGGAGCUUAGUCUGCGGUGUUGCUGUCAGAUAUGAUGGUUCAGGUGGUAUGAUCAGCUGGGGUAGCUCACCACCGCCCGGUAUCUACAACGCAGCCUGGCCACGAUACUAUCCACACACAACUACUCCCUUCACCAAUACUAUCACAGGCACCGGAGAUACGGAGCUCAAACUCGUUCCACGAUUCACACCCACGCUGCUCAGCCUCCCCAAAAGCAUACGCUCAUACAUCAGAGACCUCGUCGUCUUCCCCCCUGGCGAAAGCACAGAGAUCAACGUCGAUAUCAUGACGGCAUUUCCACUGGGUUUACCACAUGUAAACAAGCAACUUUACGCUUCGCUUUGGCCGGCGAGUUUACUAGCACAUAGGAGCUACGUAUUGCGGACUUGCACCACCAAUACCCGCAGCGACUUCAACGGUUUUAGUAAUUUACGACGCCUACUGAAUAAAGCCAUCACUUACACCCCACCGCAUGGUACGCCCGUUGUUGUGACGCUAAAACAUGGGUAUCCGGGUAUCGAAAAGAUAAUCUUGGAGUUUAAUCUCAAGAUAGGUGUAGAGUUUAACGACUUGAGGAUUAGUAUUUUACCACUGGUGAGGGAGACAAGGGGAAUAUUCUCUAGAUACAAGGAAGUCAUUGUGAGAAUAUGCUAUGGGAAUGACGUGAGGGAAAGAAGGGUCAGUUUGGAGAAGCUCAGAGGAGAAGUUCUUGGUGCGUUGGAGAGUGUAUCCGUGUCGGAAGGAGACACGGAACAACAUGUUUGGAUUAAUGGGUUAGGGGAGUUGAUUGAGGUAGUCGCUGAACCGGUGGCUGGUGGAUAG
Messenger RNA from Pyrenophora tritici-repentis Pt-1C-BFP, 1461 nucleotides. Lineage: Eukaryota; Fungi; Ascomycota; Dothideomycetes; Pleosporales; Pleosporaceae. The record is from RefSeq and is a predicted model, not a curated record.